Molecule: messenger RNA, 324 nt
Organism: Thlaspi arvense
Lineage: Eukaryota; Viridiplantae; Streptophyta; Magnoliopsida; Brassicales; Brassicaceae
Source: the annotation of a GenBank genome assembly
AUGACGAACCUCACAGUAGUGUCACUGAUUAACGCGCGGUUCCCCUUCACGAGCUUGAGGCGCGUGAAGCAGCUCGCGAGGCUGAAAUGGAAAGCAGCGGCGGAGGAAAGAGAAGAGGGGGAGGAGGAGGAGGAGGAGGACACGGAGGAGACUUCCACUGAAGAAAAGAUGACGGUGAAGCGACGGAGGAAGUCGAAGUUCACGGCGGAGCAAAGGGAAGCGAUGAGAGAGUACGCGGUGAAGCUGGGAUGGACGUUGAAGGAUAAGAGAGCGAUUAGAGAAGAGAUAAGAGUUUUCUGCGAAGGGAUUGGUAGAUGUACUUAA